Aureobasidium vineae is the source of this 2205-nucleotide messenger RNA. Lineage: Eukaryota; Fungi; Ascomycota; Dothideomycetes; Dothideales; Saccotheciaceae. The record is from the annotation of a GenBank genome assembly.
AUGGGGCUACACACGCCGCAACAGCAAUUCCCUAGCAGCCAGUACCCCUUCCCUCAGCAGCCACAACAUCACCAACCACCACCGCAACAAUACAGUCCAUCGCAGGCCUAUCCGCAGCUCACUCCCCGUCAGCAGAGCCACACGCACUACCCGCACUCUAUGUCGCCCACUCCUCCUGGUGUCCAUCGCAGCUCGCAUCCCUAUCCGCCGCAGCACUCGCAGCCCAGCACCCCUCUUGGCCCACCUAUGCAACCCUACAACCGCCAAUCUUCGCUCGCCCAGGGCCAGCAUCAACGUGCCACAUCUGGAGCUUCCUACGCUCUGCAGCAUCAGGUUGGCAUGCCCUCGCAGUCUCCUGCUCACUCGCUUCCACCGCAAUCUGCCUACCCGUCCGAGUCGCCACAACAAUAUGCAAAGAGACCGUCUCUCGAGUAUCCCACAAAUGUCUCGGAGCGCGACAGGAGCCUCAGCGUCAGCCCCAAAACAAAGGUCGUGCUCCCGACGCGCCAGAACAGCACUGAUUCGUCGUGGACCGCUAGGGAGAGGUAUCCAUCACACGAACCCCGUGCUCCUCACCGCAGUUCGACCGACCAGGCCAUUUCACCUCUCACUACCACCAAGCAGUCUGCCAAGAUCAGUCCUUCCCAGCCUCGCGUUGGCAGCCAGACGCCUGGAGGUUUCCGAAAUAUCCUGAACGACGACUCCACUCAUCAUUCGCCUUUGUUGGUUUCUUCACCCGCCGCCACUAGAGGCCAAUCCAUACCUCCUCAUGUCCCGCAACAUCCUCACUUGCAUCACGCGCAAUCCUCGCUUUCCAACGGCAGCCCUGUCCAGACCUUCGAGCCGCGAGCCCCUAUCAAGCACGAGUCACAGACAGCUUUCACUUCCGAGUCGCUACUGCAACAGCCCAUUGCUCCACUUCAACCCAUGUCGCAACCUUCUCUUCCUUCUUCGCAGCCUCAAAGCGCACCGCAAACCACUCUCAAACGUCCCGCCGAAAGCGAACCUGAACCCUCGGCUCCUCCAAAGAAGACCAAGAAGAGAUAUGCCGAGCCGCCAAUCUGGGCCAGGUAUAUGCCUUCCAAUCCUCUCUACGACCCAGCAGUCGAUCGCAUGCUUGGACCACCGCCGGAUCCCACCCAAGCAAGACGCCCAUCUCCUCGUCCCAAUCUGCAGGUAAUCCCACCACAACAGGAUCAAACCACGCCUCAACCACAGCAACAACCUGCAGCUGUGGCCCAGUCCAAUGGCCACCCUCCCCAAUCCAUGAUGAAUGGUCAUGGUUCGGUCAAUGCAACCAUGCAUCCUUUUCUCGGGCCCUGGGAGCCUUGUAUUAAAGGCAGCAUGGCCCAAUCCGAUCAAUUCACGCUGCACGUUGGAAAAUAUCUGUUUGAGGAAAUUCUUAGCAGAGCUGAUGUGGGUGUGGGCAAUGCACAGAAUGGUGCGCUCGAGAUCGAAGCGAAACUUGGCACUUUGGUCGACAGAAAUACUGACCAGCGAGUGCAAUUGCCAGUCCAGAAUCCAGUCGUGCUUGAUCGUAAUAUGUCUUCACGACUGCGAUUCGAGAGCCACAUGACCGAAGCCCAUCACAAACGCUUGAACGAAUUCCUGAAUCAAGCGGUGCAAGAGUCAGCAGCAAUACCGGGCAGGCACAGACUGGACUACAAACACCGCUACGAGAUUGAUUCUUUUGCGCAGCUCAGUCAAGCUGGGUUAGACGCGCUGCCUCGAUCGGCCUUGAACUACCUCGACCCAAACAGGCAACCGCGACUCCGGACGUCGGUCAACGAACGAGCGCCAGCCGGCACUGAUCCUGUUAUUGCGCGCAUAGUCAAGAUCCGACUUGCCGAUCUCGAUAUAUCCUGUCCCAUGUCGCCGUUUGACUGCCGCAUCAGUAUCAACAUCGAAGUGGACAUGCACAGACCUGGCAUGGAUCCCAAAGCGAUUGUGGACGGAGGCGAAACGAAGUUUGGGGAGCGCAANAAGGACAGACUUAGCUAUACGCACUCGGUGUACAGUGUUGAUCUGACCCAAGUCAAGGGCACAGAUGGACGCAAGAUCCAUGAGCUAGAGAUCGAGGUGGACGCCAUCAAGCUUCGGGAGCAGGCGGAGCGGGAAGCGGCAGGACAACCAAACGGAUUUGGAGACAUGGUUCAAGGGUUGGUCAACAACAUGUUUACGCUGAUGAGCGUACGAUUGAAUUGA